AUGUCGAUAUUGCAGCCUCGCAGAUGGCAUGAGAGGGGCUCAGCAGAUCACGGCUGGUUGAAGACUUUUCAUACCUUUAGCUUUGCAAACUACUACGAUGCCAGAUUUGAAGAUUUCGGACCGCUCAGAGUGCUCAAUGAGGACAGAGUAGCGCCAAAGACUGGAUUUCCAACCCACGCUCACAAUAAUGCAGAAAUUUUCUCCUACAUCAUCUCUGGGCAGCUGACCCAUCGUGAUUCUAUGGGCAAUGUGGAGGUGCUCAAGCGGGGAGAAGUGCAGUUCACCAGUGCUGGGUCGGGCAUUCGACACAGCGAGUACAACGACCAUGCGAAUGAAGAGGUGCACUUCUUGCAGAUUUGGUACACGCCAGAUGAGCGCAACUUGACGCCCAAGUACUACUCUACACCUCACAUCGACGAUGUGGAAAAGCGCAAUCGCUUCCUGACGCUCAUCAAGCCCGCAUGCACAUUUAGCGCUCAAGAGCUAUCACAAAUUGGUCUCUUGCCAGCGGGUCGAGCCAUCCCUGCUCACUGCAGUCUAUCCACCUCCGUCAGUCUUUUAAGCGCAGGCGCUUCGGUAAAGUACGCCAUCGGUUCUCAGACCGAAAGCAAGGCGGGGAGCGAAAGAUGGAUCUACAUUCACCUGGCCAUGACGUCGGGCUGGAAAGAACCUCGUUUGCACGCUCAGCAUAUCAGGAAAUACGUCGUCCCCAAUCAACCUCACCAGACGAGAUUAGAGCACGCGGCGCAGUUCCUUCGAGGUGUCUAUGCUCGUACUGCCUCGUGGGCUAGCUAUCCCGCCCCUUCCAACCGAUCCUACCGCCCAACUCGAAAGGCUUUGAGCUCUCGAGCGAAGAGACCAAGGGUCACUUUGACUUUUGCUCAGAGUAUCGAUGGAUAUAUAGCCGGAGAGGGAAAGGAGCAGGUCGCGCUGAGUAGUUCUGAAAGCUUCGUCAUGACGCACGCGUGGGUCCGAAAUGUUUGA
Ceraceosorus guamensis is the source of this 984-nucleotide messenger RNA. Its product is annotated as Pirin-domain-containing protein. The transcript is spliced from 4 exons. The record is from RefSeq and is a predicted model, not a curated record. The coding region runs from base 1 to 984 and encodes 327 amino acids. Lineage: Eukaryota; Fungi; Basidiomycota; Exobasidiomycetes; Ceraceosorales; Ceraceosoraceae.